Molecule: messenger RNA, 629 nt
Organism: Hevea brasiliensis (rubber tree)
Lineage: Eukaryota; Viridiplantae; Streptophyta; Magnoliopsida; Malpighiales; Euphorbiaceae
Product: protein GOLVEN 5
Exons: 3
Coding region: 33-494 (153 amino acids)
Biological process (GO): regulation of root meristem growth; cell differentiation; positive regulation of cell population proliferation
Molecular function (GO): growth factor activity
Source: RefSeq, a predicted model, not a curated record
UUCCCUUUCCUGUUUUUCGAAUCAAAACAGGAAUGGCUGCUGUGUAUGUGAAGUUUAUAUGCCUUUUGCUAGUGCUUCUGUUCAGUUCUGCAUGGCUCUCCAGUGCCCAUGAAGCUGCAGAAGAUGAUGCUGCUAUGUCAACUGAGAAGAAGGGAGUAGUGGAUAGUGUUCUUAAUGGAAAUGUUGCUACCAGAAAUGAAAUUGGAGGAAAGAAAAUGAUUCCCAGAAAAGUCAUUGUCAAGAGGGUAGAAAUUAAAGGCAAUGAAGCACUAGCAGAGACCAUAAAGAUUUCAAGUGAAAAUCAAGAAACGGUGGCUGGAAAAUCAGGCAACAAAGGGAAGAAGAAGAAGAAGAAGAAGAAGAAUGCUGCUGUAAAUGAAGAAAGUAAACCAAGGGUUAGUAAUAUUCCUGAACAGCUAAACAAUGAGGCAGGUUUUGUAGCUUUCAGUGCCGAUUACCAUUCUCCUAGGCAUCACCCACCUAAAAACAACUGAGAACAAGUAGAUGUUAAUAAUGCUUUGUUAUUAGUUCCCUUAUCUUUUUUCUCUGAUGCAUACAAUGUCUUCUUUUUGUUAAGUUCAUUAUCAUAAAGAAACUAAUACAUGGAAUUUCUCCAAAAUUUCUUUGUA